Solanum verrucosum is the source of this 1788-nucleotide messenger RNA. RefSeq lists its product as uncharacterized. Gene Ontology annotation, molecular function: nucleic acid binding. Gene Ontology annotation, biological process: DNA integration. The record is from RefSeq and is a predicted model, not a curated record. The transcript has 5 exons. NCBI's taxonomy places the organism in Eukaryota, Viridiplantae, Streptophyta, Magnoliopsida, Solanales, Solanaceae. The coding region runs from base 1 to 1788 and encodes 595 amino acids.
AUGGCCACCAAUGGAGCAUCUACCACAUCUCAACAACUAAUUCCCAUCUUUAAUGGGGAUAAAUACGAAUUUUGGAGCAUAAAGAUGAAUACUUUGUUCAAGUCUCAAGAAUUGUGGGAUUUGGUGGAGAAGGGCUAUGCUGAGGAAGAUGAAGCAAGAGGGUUGCGGGAGAACAAAAAGAAGGAUUCCAAGGCUCUGUGUUACAUCCAGCAAAUGAUGCAUGACUCAAUUUUUUCCAAAAUUGCUAUUGCAGAAACCUCAAAGCAGGCGUGGGAUAUUCUGAAAAAAGAGUUACACGGCUCGACAAAGGUAAUGACUGUUAAACUCCAAUCACUCCGACGUGAUUUUAAAAAUUCAUCCAUGAAAAGUAGUGAAUCUGUGCAAGGCUACUUAUCUCGGGUGAGUGCAAUUUUUAAUCAUAUGAAGGCAUACGGUGACAAAUGGGGCACAAGGAAGCUGAUUGCUGGACUAAACAGAAGGAUGAACAACAGCAUGCCAAUUUCACUGAGCAACAACAAGAAUAAGGAACUUGAUGAAUCAGAGAAGUCAGAAGUUUGUAUUGGAAAUGACAAGGCAAUGACAGUCUACGAUAAAGGCACAAUCGCUCUAAAACCUUCUCAUGGUAAUGUCAAAUGUCUCCAUGAUGUGCAGUAUGUUCCUUGUUUGGACUAUAACUUGUUGAGUGUUGGGAAACUGAUGAAUUGUGGAUAUUCUAUUUUGUUUGAUGACAAUUCCUGUAGCAUUCAAAAUAAAAAUUCAGGACACAAAAUUGUUGACAUUCAAAUGACUCAAAAUAGAAUGUUUCCUCUUGAAGUUUCUGAUGUUAAAAGUUUUGCAUUAAUUACCAAAGGCAAUACAGAAGGUAAUUUAUGGCAUUUGCGGUAUGGUCACUUGAAUGUAAAGGGGUUACAAUUAUUAGAUCGUAGAAAUGAGGUUCUUGAUUUGCCUAGAAUUUAUGCUGGAUGUAUGUAUGGGAAGCAAAAUAGAAAUUCAUUUCUUGUAGGUAAGUCUUGGAGAGCAUCUGUUUGUCUUGAAUUGGUGCAUGCUGAUCUAUGUGGUCCUAUGAGUGUUGAGUCCUUAGGUGGAAGUCGAUAUUUUCUACUUUUUACGGAUGAUUAUAGUCGAAUGAGUUGGGAAACCGGUAUUCACAGAGAGCUCACAGCACCAUAUACUCCGGAGCAAAAUGGUGUUGCCGAACAAAAGAAUCGGGCAGUCGUUGAAAUGGGUAGAAGCAUGAUGCAAGCUAGAGGUGUACCAAAAUAUUUUUGGGCUGAAGUUGUUGUUACUGUUGUCUACAUGCUGAACAUUUCACCCACCAAGGUUGUUCUUAAUCAAACACCAUAUGAAGCAAGGAGAGGUAACAAGCCCAAGAUGCUUACAGCGAGGGGUUUGUUUGCUGGUUUGACGUCGGAGGAUCUACAUGCUCACGUAGCCAAGCUGAGGAGUGUUUGCAAAAUUUGUGUGGGUCGACCGGACUUAGACAUGGAUGUCAUUGGAUUAAGAGUAUUCCCUCUAUCAUUGACCGACGAUGUUGCUAGCACUAGAAAGUUAGAUACUGGGAGAAACACAUUUCCAGUCCAAGCUGCAACUAAUCAAUCUGCUGAUGAUAUUCGUGAUAAAAUGGAUCAGAUCAGGAUAGAACUAGGGUUGGUCCUGAAGUAUGUGAGCGGAAGUGCAGAAAAGGUAAAUGUGGUCAAUUACUUGACCAAGACUCCAACACCAUCAGAGGAGGAAUAUUACUACGAGGAGGAUGCUUAUUUGGUGAAUGAUCAGACGGAGGGUUUCUGA